This is a messenger RNA of Botrytis fragariae, 1530 nucleotides long. Its product is annotated as putative histidine acid phosphatase protein. NCBI's taxonomy places the organism in Eukaryota, Fungi, Ascomycota, Leotiomycetes, Helotiales, Sclerotiniaceae. The transcript is spliced from 3 exons. Gene Ontology annotation, molecular function: acid phosphatase activity. The coding region runs from base 1 to 1530 and encodes 509 amino acids. The record is from RefSeq and is a predicted model, not a curated record. Gene Ontology annotation, cellular component: fungal-type cell wall.
AUGAAGUUCAUUCCUUCAAAUACUCUUGCUAGCACAAGCUUUCUUCUCACUUCCUUUGCCCAAGCAACCAUCUUUUUGGCGCCAGAGGACGAUAUUUUGCUUCCGCGAAGUUCAAGUGCCAUCAAUCCAUUAACUAGUUUAGGGGCCAACAGUCCCUAUUUCACUGGACCAAAUGUCAACGGCAUUAGCAAUUACGUGCCUGAAAACUGCUAUGUUGAUCAGGUAGCGUAUAAUGUUAGGCACGGAAGUCGAUAUCCGGAUUCUGGAGCAUAUGCACAAUGGACCUCCUUAUAUGCUGAGAUACAAGCAGCGAAUUUUACUUCCACUGGUUCUUUGGCUUUCCUAAAAUCAUGGAAGCCAGUUCUGACCAAUCCUACCCUUCAAAUAGCCCAAGAAAGCCCCACGGGAUUCAAAGAAGCCUACGAUCUUGGCUAUCAAUUGAGGACUCGUUACCCAGAUCUUUAUUCUUACGGCCAGCCAUUCAUAAGCUGGGCGAACCUGUAUCCCCGCGUUGUCCAGACUGCGCAAAACUUUGUGAGGGGCUUUCUGGGGUCUACAGCAAGUAACCUUGGCAUGGUAGUUACUAUUAACUCAACGGGAAGCGAAUCGGCACUUUUUGACAGCUUAAGUCCAAGUGAUUUGUGUCCGUCAUUUGUGGAUGGUAAUGGUGGGACAGAACAGGUAACAUGGAAUUCAAUCUACCUUCCUCCCAUUCACGCCCGCCUUCAGUCAUUAAUCAAGGGAAAUCUGAAUUUCUCAACCACGGAUGUAUCUAUCAUGCCUUAUCUUUGUGGUUUCGAAUCUCAAAUCACAGGUACACUAUCUCCGUGGUGUGGAGUGUUUACGGACGAAGAACUCAAACAAUAUGAGUAUGCCCAAGAUUUGAGAUAUUAUUAUGGCACCGGCCCAGGUGAAGAUCUGCCUUCUAAGAUGAUGCUUCCAUAUCUCAAUUCCCUUGUCGGACUCCUAGAACAAGGUCCAGGUACCAACGGAACAUUUCUCAACGGGUCCAGUUAUACAUUACCCAGCAUUCUCACUGCUUUCAUGAACGACGGACAGAUCACCGAGCUCGGAGCCGCAACUGGCGUAUGGGACAACACCAAAUCUCUGGGCGACGGAACGACAAUUCCACACGAUUACAAAUACAUCUCGAGUUAUUUCGUUACCAUGAGAGGCACAGUCGCAUUCGAACGAUUGAAUUGCGCCAUUUCUGGAAACUCAACCUUGACUAACUCAACACGCUCAGCACCAUACUCGUACAAGAAUGCGGGCUCGUCAGCCUCGACAAAUGCAACAUAUGUUCGCAUUCUUCUCAAUGAUGCUGUCUAUCCAGUGCCUUCAUGUCGAUCUGGACCCGGUUCCAGCUGUCUUCUUAGCGAUUACUCGAAACUGAUUAAGAGUAAAGUCGACGCCGCAGGGGAUCUUCCAACUCGAUGCAAUGUUACGGCUUCUAGUGCUCCUACUACCAUUAAGGGAGCUAGUUUCUUUACAGAUCUAUCACUUCCAUGGUUGGGAACUGUUAUCCCAUAG